CCAUAGUUCCAGACAGUUCCUCACCUCCACAUGAAAUGGCCGUGUGUCGGAUCCGUCGUCUCGCCCUGGUCUUUGUAUUCAUGAUCUCUGACGUCUGCUGUCGCAGUCAGGUGUUCAGACCUCACCUUGGACAGAAUAUCACUCUGACAUGUCAAGUUUCCAACAAUGCCACCAUCGUAGCUGUAUGGUGGGCCAGACGAGACCUGAAGCCGGAAUAUGUCUUCUAUUACCGGGAUGGGCAGUCUGAUACCGACAUCCAGCAUCCAUCCUUCCAAUGCAGGGUGGAGCUGGCAGAGGGUGAGCUGAAGGAUGGCAACCUGUCCGUGGUCCUGAUGAAUGUGAACAGCAGCGACUAUGGAGAAUACACCUGUGGCUUUAAGGAGCGCAAAGAGGGAAAAAUUGUUAAGAAUGAGUUCACCUGCAACAUCACACUGACAAAACCAGACCAACAUGUGACAGUGCACCCUGGAGAUGACGUCACUCUGAGAUGUGAGGCUGGUAAUGUCUCCAUCUUAGUUGUAGAGUGGACCAGACCUGACCUGGAGUCACAGUACGUCUUCUUUUACAGAGAUGGACUCUCAGACCCAACCAAACAGCAUCCAUCCUUUAAAGGCAGGGUGGAGCUGGUGGACAGAGAGCUGAAGGACGGAGACGUGUCUUUAACGCUGAAGAAUGUGACCAGCAGCGACGCUGGAAGAUACGAGUGUCGAGUUGUAGCAGAUGGAUCAAGACACAGCAAGAGAGCCAUCCUCAAGACUGAUCCAAUCAGAGUCAUCUACCUGGAGGUUACAGGUUCAGAGGAUGGAAACUUCCCUCAUCUAUACGUUGGACUGGCAGCAGGAGGUGUUGCAGUGUUUCUUUUAGCUGCUGCAGUGUUUGUUGCUGUCUGGAGAUAUAAGAGACGUAAGGACCAAAGAUCAGAACGGUCUGCUGCUGAUGAAGCAGGAAACCUGUAAACCAUGUUUACCUCUGCUGUUUGAGACUGUUCACCAUGAUGGUCUGUUUCAGCCAAUCAUGUCUCUCCUCCAUGAAUCACUACCUCAUCAUGUGCACUGAAUGUGAACAGAAUCUCUCAGGUUUUACUGAAAGAUCUGCUCAUAUUUUAUUUUUUAUACAUUAUUUAAAUUUUCAUUUUGCGUGAAUCCUGUUGUUUUGUGUAACGUAUGUGGAGACAUUUCACUCCAGUAAAUAAUUCUCCCUCCACGAAUCACUACCUUAUGGUGGUGGAGGGUUUGUGUUAGGGUUGGGCGAUAAUACGGUAUCCCGCGGUAUCUAAAAAUAGCAACGGUAUCAGUUUCAUUACCGUCAUUAAAAAAAUCUGCCGCACAGAGGCCUAUAGGGGCCUGAUAUAAUAUUACAUAUAAUUUAUCUAUUAACGAUAUAAUAAUGAGUGUUUGUCCAGCACCUGUGUAUGUGUGGUUGAGUUUUCAAUUUAAUACUAAUUACAAUUUAAAACUAAUAAUAGGCUAUAACGUUUCUCUUAUAACUGCCCUUAACUGUUGUCGGGAGAUGAUGUGGCGCACCUGAAAUAGUUUGACCAGUUAAACUUAUGACUGAGAGCUGGGAAUUUCUGACCUCCGAGUACAAUAAUAAACCACAACUACCUCCGCUAAAAUGUCAGCCUUUAUUUAUGUGAGUGUUUGCUGGAAGAAUGGAGUGUUUGUAGCGACUUUAACAUGCAUAAAAGAGCAGUGAAAGGAGUUAGUUUAUAGGAGUUUGAGGUGGCGCCAUUUUGUGCCACAAACGUGACGGAGAGGUGUUAAGUGUUUAAGGGCUCCUGCACACUGUGAAUAUUUCAAAAAUAUAUUGUUUGUAAUUAAGAUGCACUUUACUUAAUAUGGACUUGGUUAACACUUAAAGAUUGAAACAGUUCAUUGAAUGCUGAUUGUUUAUGAUGUGAUGAAGUGUGUUUCCUUCUGAAACUUCUAAAACAUGUAACAUAAGCAUUACAUAGUAUUUAAUUUCAGUGGCCUGUAAUUAUUAUAGAAGUUUAAUGAAAGGUUUUACUUUAAUGUACAAGUCAACAGUUUGUGUUUACCACAGAAAUUGUAAAUGGAUGCUUUAGUGAAACUGUAAGAAUUGUGAGAUACUGAAAGUCAUGGACUGAACAAAGGGAAGAGACUGAAAAGAACAAAAGAAACUGAAUUGCAUAGAACUGAAAUCUUUUGUUUACAUGUAACUUGUUAAUAAAACAACCAGGAGAAGCAAUAUGGAAGGAAACGCAGCGCACCUUGUCCUCAUUGCCUCUGUUCUACCUGCUUCAUACAGGUUUACACAUUUUUUACUGUGGCACUCAUUCCUGAGACCCGUAACAAUGACAUUUGAUAAAGUUUUUGGAUGUGACGUCGUCACGUGACAGCUCAGAUGUGAGAAAGAGAAGAAAAGAUGGCAAGCCGCGCAUCAAGCGAGUUCCUUUUCAACGAAAAGUAGCCUGUUCUGACGGACAAAACAGUUUGGACUUGGCUCUAAAAAUAAACCAACGAAUAGUAUUUCCCGUUGAUAGGAUUAUAUAUGCCCAUUUUCGGUUAUGUUGCUACGUCAUCUCCUUCUUCUUCUGGGUGAAAGCCCACAAAAAAAAAAGUGUAGCAUGCGCAGAACACGGAGCCCGACUCCAGUCAGAUUAAGUGGAUACAUGCAGCAAUAGUUCCAUUUUCAAUCUGGCCUCUCAAUCUGGUCCCAGUGGAGGACCAGACUGAACGUAAUUCAUUUCUCAUGUCCUCCAUGAAUCCCUGCCUCAUCGUGCGCAGUGAGCGUGAACAGAAUCUGACAGGUUUUUACAAACAGAUCUGCUCUUAUUUUAUUUUAUACAUUAUUGCAUUAUUCGUGUUUGAUAGAUCCUGUUGUUUUGUGUCAACUGUUCCUGUAAAGACAUUUUACUGAAGUAAAAGUACUUUAGUGAAUUCUUCACAUUUAUGGACAUUUUGUUCCUGAGAUUCUUAUUUUGAAAUCUUGUUUUGCAUCGCAGGUUACUUCCGUGUCUUUCACUCCGUGCAUUCUGCAGUGCAAUUGUCUGUGGUGCAGAAGUCACUGAUGAUGUAAGUCUGGUUUUGCUGCUAGUGAUGGAUACUCGCUUCCUUUUUCUGUAUGAGUCAUGAGUCACUCACUAAAGUGAAUCGGGUUCUCGAGGUACUUGAUUGACUUGGUUGAGUUGAAAUGAGGUGUGUUGCUUCUCCCACUGGACUAUUACACAUUAACACAUUAUGUUGCUAUAUUCACACAAAUGCAGUUAACAAUUGCACAAUAGUCACAUGUUGCCUGGUCUCCUUUUCGCAGUUAGCUUGUGGUAGCAGGGGCGAGUCAGUGAAUGAGUUAAUGGAGACGAGUCAGUAAAAAGAAUCUCACGUUUCAAACGAUUCGUUCAUGACUCGCACAUGACUAAUUGCUGCUAAGGUGUUCAUAUGGCCAAAUGGCUUGGUUAUUUCUCUGUGUUUUAUGAUGUUAGAUGUGCUGUUGCACUGUUGUAAUGUUGGUAAGGUUUGAAGCAGUAAUUGUGUAUUAGCCCAGUGUUGAGCUAACUGAGUAGCCUAGCUGGCUUGCCGGUGCCAUUGUGAUUGUGGAUGCACUAUUAAUGUGGUUUCUGUGUGAGGCUAAAGUAACAGUGGCCACUGUCACAGUUUGUAUGUAGUGAAGUACUCACAUAGAACGUAUGCAGAACAUAUAUGAUAAUGUAUAAAUGCCUUUAGUUAAUGCUGGGUAUUUGACCGAGGUGAAGUUAGUUUGACGUUGGAUAUUCAACGGAUAUUCUGAUAUUCAUGCUUGCCGGCUUGUCCUCCUCACAUUUCUUCCGUCCUCCUGCGUGCUGACGUGGGACGUAUCCCGCCUCUCAUUAACUGGUGCUCUUUGUCAGUCGUAUCAGACCUCUCCAGUUUUCUAGCAUGCCAGAUAUCCAGUCCCAGUCUCAGACGAGGGGACGACUGGCUCGGAGGCUUGUUCACACAUGAGGGCAGUCUACCUGCCGACUCACCUCCGACCCAACGUGGCUCUCAAGAUCCUCGGCGACGUCAAAAUCGUGGUGAAAAUUGUGUAAUGUGAACUAGGCUUAAGGCACACCUCUUUCUAAAUGGGUUUCAUGCUCUUUCUAUUUUAUAUGAAUGUUUUAAACAAACUCCAUUUGUUUUUUAGUGAAAAAGUCUAUUUUCAUCAAUAGCUUUCACGUUACAUUAUUUGACAUUAUGCACUCUUAAGCUGCACCGUGUACAGUUCCUCACUCUGCCAGUGAAGAGCUUAAAUCUGAUCGAUGACUGUGUGCUCCCUGACUGUAGCGGUCAAUAUCUCAACUCACCUGUUUUAAAGGGUUAAUCCCAACAAGUACUGUAAAUAUAAAAACAUUUUUGUGGAGUAAAUAAUUCUGUUUGUGUGCCUGUUGAUCAUGAAAGCUGUGCUGUGUGUAACACUAGUAAAGCCUCCCAGAGCAAACUGGUCCAAAAUAUUUUUUAUCAAUAAAUAAUACUAAAAACAACAAGUGCUGAAAGCUACUGAGCCUCCAGUGUUUCUAAAUCUCUUCAUCUGAAGCCUUUAAUCAAUAACACAACACUGAGGAACAGAAGACAUGCUGACUUCAUGUCACUGAUGACAUGUUACAGUGUAUGUGUUACUGUAACAGCUGAUCAUUGAGGUUUUUAAGGCCAAACAGCUGCUCAGUGUCAUUAAUGUGAAAGAAGUGAUGUUGUUACAGUGUGUGUGCAGAAUAAGUCAGACAGGAGGCCUCGGCUUUAUAUCAUGACUUUUAAACAAUGUGCUGAAGAAAACUUAAAUGUGUUUAACUGAAGCUCUGUAACUGACACAUGAAGCUGACCUGUCUGGACCUGUCACUGUCAUCAGACAUGAUUAAAUGGAGGUUAAUGCUGCUGCUCACAGUGUUCACUCUGCCCCUCCCCCACCAUCUCACUCUGAGACAGGAAGU
Molecule: messenger RNA, 4903 nt
Organism: Epinephelus moara (kelp grouper)
Lineage: Eukaryota; Metazoa; Chordata; Actinopteri; Perciformes; Serranidae
Product: butyrophilin-like protein 3
Exons: 4
Coding region: 36-956 (306 amino acids)
Source: RefSeq, a predicted model, not a curated record